GUUCCUCACUCUGAAGCCAGACUCCUUGAAAUACCCUUUGAGUAAGCUCCAUCAACGCCUCCAUGUCUCUGCUCUGCCAUAACAAAGGCUGUGGGCAACACUUUGACCCCAAUACUAAUCUCCCUGAUUCCUGUCACUAUCACCCUGGGGUCCCAAUCUUCCAUGAUGCACUUAAGGGUUGGUCCUGCUGCCGAAAGCGAACUGUAGAUUUCUCUGAGUUCUUAAACAUCAAGGGCUGUACUGUGGGACAACACUGUGCUGAGAAGCUUCCUGAGGGCCCUCCACAGCCUGAGGGCCCUGCCACAAGUUCACUUCAGGAGCAAAAACCUCUGAAUACAAUUCCAAAGUCAGCAGAGACCUUGCUCCGAGAAAGGCCUAAGUCAGAGAUGCCUCCAAAACUGCUGCCACUUAUUAUAUCUCAAGCCCUGGGAGUGGCGCUGGAGCAGAAGGAGCUAGAGCAGGAACCUGGAGCAGGACUUGACAGUAGUCUGAUCUGGACUGGUUCCAGCUGCCAGAACCCAGGAUGUGAUGCUGUUUACCAAGGCCCCGAGAGUGAUGCUGCUCCGUGUACCUACCACCCAGGGGCACCUCGGUUUCAUGAGGGGAUGAAGUCUUGGAGCUGUUGUGGUAUCCAGACUCUGGAUUUUGGGGCAUUCCUGGCACAGCCAGGAUGCAGAGUUGGUAGACAUGACUGGGCCAAGCAGCUGCCAGCAUCUUGCCGCCAUGAUUGGCACCAAACAGAUUCCUUGGUAGUGCUGACUGUAUAUGGCCAGAUUCCGCUUCCUGCAUUCAACUGGGUGAAAGCCAGUCAAACCGAGCUUCAUGUCCACAUUGUCUUUGAUGGUAAUCGUGUGUUCCAAGCACAGAUGAAGCUCUGGGGGGUCAUAAACGUGGAGCAGAGCUCUGUCUCCUUGAUGCCAUCCCGGGUUGAAAUCUCCCUGGUCAAGGCUGACCCAGGAUCCUGGGCCCAGCUGGAGCACCCCGCUUCACUAGCUGAGAAGGCUAGGGCAGGGGUUUUGUUAGAGAUGGAUGAGGAAGAAUCUGAGGAUUCAGAUGAUGACCUGAGCUGGACAGAGGAGGAGGAGGAAGAGGAGGAAGAAGCUAUGGGGGAAUAGGAACGGCAGACAGUUGAGUUUCAGGGUAGGCCCUCAGUGACCUCCUUCGAAUCUCAGAGACCAGGAUAUGGUUGACUAUAUGCUGUCAUUGAGCAGCAGGAGGCUGGAGGAGGC
This is a messenger RNA of Peromyscus eremicus (cactus mouse), 1229 nucleotides long. RefSeq names its product integrin subunit beta 1 binding protein 2 (gene Itgb1bp2). NCBI's taxonomy places the organism in Eukaryota, Metazoa, Chordata, Mammalia, Rodentia, Cricetidae. The coding region runs from base 63 to 1115 and encodes 350 amino acids. The transcript is spliced from 11 exons. The record is from RefSeq and is a predicted model, not a curated record.